AUGGCGGAACAAAUCAUGAAGGCAGCACACAGCUUGAGAAAUCGUGUUAGGCUAUAUCUGUGUUGCACAAGGAAUAGAGGAGAAGAAUGGGAAGAGUAUUUCUCAAGCCCUAAAAUUUCUCUGUAUGAGAAUCUUCUCAGGAAGAAAUACAUUGAACGUGAACAAGAAGCUGCAAGAAGAUGGUCUCACAAAUGGGGAUUCCUGAAAACACCUCUUGAGGAGUUGAUUGAAGAUGAAAAGACAGAAAACGCAAAGCCCAAGAUACAGCUUCCAGAACAUCUGCAGGUUCGACCUGUGACACCUGUGGAAAAAUACAUUAAGGUGAUUCCAUCUCCUCCAGUACCUAAGACUACUCAGGGAUUUAUUGGGUGGAGAUCAGCUGUUCCAGGGCUGGAACUUGAACGUGUUCAAAUCCAAAGCUGCAAAGGUACCUUUUUCAAGGAUUUGAAGUGGCCAUGUGAGCCCUCUGACUGA
This is a messenger RNA of Opisthocomus hoazin, 474 nucleotides long. NCBI's taxonomy places the organism in Eukaryota, Metazoa, Chordata, Aves, Opisthocomiformes, Opisthocomidae. The record is from RefSeq and is a predicted model, not a curated record.